Messenger RNA from Rotaria sp. Silwood1, 1625 nucleotides. The record is from the annotation of a GenBank genome assembly. NCBI's taxonomy places the organism in Eukaryota, Metazoa, Rotifera, Eurotatoria, Philodinida, Philodinidae.
AUGGAAGAAGAUUUCAAAGAACCCGAAAUCAAUGAUGACAUAGCAGCUCGAGCCGAAAUGGAACAAAAGAAUGAAAUCGUUGCACUUAACGAUGCUGGUAGUUCGUGGGAGUUGGAUUUAGGUGAUGGUUUUCGCACACAAUGGCAAGAAAUUACAGCAUUAUUAACUUCUAGUGUUAAUGAAGAUUAUGAUGGAAUUUCGAUAUGUAGCGAUAGUUCAUCGAUAGUCGAUACGACUGAUAUAACAGAAGACAAAGUUUUCAUCAUUAGUCUUCUGGGUAAUACAUCAAGUGGCAAAAGUUUCGUCGCGCGACAUUUACUCAGUGAGUCGGAAGACAAUGAUUUCGUCAAUGGUCCAACAUGUGUCGAUGAAGCAGAGAAAAAAGGUGCCACGACAGUCAACAUCAAUUGUUAUUUGAAUAAAUUCACGAAUCACCAAAAGACUCUUAUCUUAGACUAUGAAGGUGAAAAGGGUUCUGGAUUUCCCUUGCUUCAUUUUGCUCAACGACGCUUUGCACGUGUGUCACGAACAGCAGAGAAGGCUCAACAGCGUCGACAAGCAAUCACUGAUUAUUUUCCUAAACUCGCCUAUAUCCUUAGUAAUGUCGUCAUCCUAAUAGGCAAUGAUGAUCUUGCGUCGACUGAUUAUUUGACUCGUUGUCGUGAGUUUGCAUUGAAAGCAAAUGAUGGAGUUAGUCAAAUGGUCAAUCCACCGAUGCUGAUUAUCGUACAAAAUAAAGGAUCCUUAGCUCAAUCGCAGAAUCACGAAGAGAUCACGAAAAAGUUUUUUGAUAUUCAUGGACAAGAGGCAGCUGCUUUGAAACCCUAUUUUUCGGACAUUAAAUGCUUUUGUUUACCGCACCGAGACCAGUUGCAACGAACUAAAAAUGGUAUCUUAGAUGGUCACCAAAUUUUCAAUCAACAAAUGGCAGACAUCAGAGAAAUGUUUUUAAAAAUUCGUGAUCGCAAUUCAGAACGAUCAUUGACUCAUGCCCAAUGGUUAUAUCUACUUCAACGUGUCUUACCCAUAGUCCAAAGCGGCAAAUCAGUUUCGUUACAUACACUUCUCAGUGAAAUUGUUGCUCCUGAUGGGGAUCAAAUGAUCGAAAUAAGUCGUCGUUGCUUCCUAUAUACAUAUGAUAUGAUGUCAAUUCAUUCACCUGCAUGGUUUGACUAUUGCUGCCGUUUCGCUGUUCGUGUAAUGGCUCAUUUUCUUGCUGUGCAAAACUAUAAUCAACCGGAAUUAAUGUCGGAACGCAUCGUUAGUGAACAGUGUGAUAAGGCCUUGGAAGAACUGUCUAAUAUACUCGAAGAAUUCCAGCCGUGUGAAGCACUCUACACCGGAAAAGGCCGUUCAUCGAAAAAUAAUGAUGCUGAACAUCCCGUUUACUGUUAUCAACACAAAGGUGCACACAGAGGUGGUCAUCGAACAUGUCAAUCGGUAUAUGGUUUAGCUUGGUGGAAAGAAUUUCUCGGUUGGAGUUCGACGGAUGUCUGGCCAGGUGAAUUCGUAUAUUCGACGAAAAAAAAGUUUAAAAAUACUAUUUUCUCAAUGCAUAUUGUUAAGGAUAUGUCAAGUAGGGUGUGGGUGUGGGUGUGGGUGUGGGUGUGGGUGUGGGUGUGGGU